AUGGACCCUGCCUGGCACUCGGUGCCUCUUAUACCCACCCUGGGCACGUCCCCUCAGCUGCUGGCCUUGCCACCGCAGCCUUGGGAGAUAGGGUUGCACCUGCGCUACGGGAACUUCCACUUCUGCGGCGGGUCCCUGAUCAGCGAGAACUGGGUGGUCACCGCUGCCCACUGCGGCGUCAGGAAAACCGACAAAGUGGUGGUGGGUGCCUAUGACCAGAACAACCCCAGCACUGCUCAACAGACGCUGACCAUCGAGAAGGUCUUCAAGAACCCCAAGUUCAACCUGCUGACCAUCCGCGACGACAUCACCCUGAUCAAACUGGCCACUCCAGCGCAGUUCUCGGACCGCGUGUCCCCCGUCUGCCUGCCCCAGGCCACCGACGAGUUCUCGGGGGGCACGACCUGCGUCACCACCGGCUGGGGGCUCACUGACUCCAGUGACUCGGAGACACCGGCGGUGCUGCAGCAGGCGGCUCUGCCCCUGCUCACCAACGCCCAGUGCAAGGAGUUCUGGGGCUACCGCAUCCGCGACGUGAUGGUCUGUGCCGGCGCCGACGGAGUGCUGGAAGGGAUGGGUUCCCAGGACCACCAAGGCUGGGGGUGA
Molecule: messenger RNA, 606 nt
Organism: Manacus vitellinus (golden-collared manakin)
Lineage: Eukaryota; Metazoa; Chordata; Aves; Passeriformes; Pipridae
Product: chymotrypsinogen 2
Exons: 6
Coding region: 1-606 (201 amino acids)
Biological process (GO): proteolysis
Molecular function (GO): serine-type endopeptidase activity
Source: RefSeq, a predicted model, not a curated record